Acanthochromis polyacanthus (spiny chromis) is the source of this 1227-nucleotide messenger RNA. RefSeq names its product formin-A. The record is from RefSeq and is a predicted model, not a curated record. Gene Ontology annotation, biological process: Fas signaling pathway; extrinsic apoptotic signaling pathway via death domain receptors. The transcript is spliced from 7 exons. Gene Ontology annotation, cellular component: PML body; mitochondrion. NCBI's taxonomy places the organism in Eukaryota, Metazoa, Chordata, Actinopteri, Pomacentridae. Gene Ontology annotation, molecular function: transcription corepressor activity. The coding region runs from base 376 to 1104 and encodes 242 amino acids.
GUACAGCGACGUCGGUGGCACAGACCACCCUCUUUCUCGCCUCAACUUUAGCCAAAGCAGAUUGCCUCAUCUGCUGCUGUUUCAGGGAUUUUUUUUUACUGUUCUGUUUGCCUGUAGGAGAACUUGAACCAGCGAAGAAGCGAGUGAGCCUCUUUACAGUUGAUGUCCUUUCGGGUUUGAGUCGCUGUUUAACGUGUAUUUUUCGACAAUCUGGAGGCUGCAACAGUGCACCCCCUGCACUGACAGACCGCGGGAAAAUGUCGUUACUUCCUGUGCAAUGAAGUCUUGGCGCGACAUUACGGUUGUAAACAACGGGAGGACACACAGCGAGUAGGUAUUCCUUAAAGAAAUUGAGGCUCGGAGACAUCUGAAAGCAUGGAGAACAUUGACUUCAGUGUUGCUUCUGGUUUAUUGGUACCUGAUGCCAGUGAAGAUUCUGUGGAUAUCUAUGAUGGCCUGGAUAUUGGUCCUAGCAGCAAAAGUCCAGACAAGUCACCUCGAAAUGGUUCUCAACUAAGAGAGUCGAUGGAUCUAUAUGAAGAAAUUGUGGCAGAAGAACAACAGAGCAGAGAGUCGUCUUACAAUGAGUUAAAGUCGAGAUUCCAAGCAGCUCAAGACCAAAUUAAAGAGUUGCACAGGAGACUGCAGCAGUUGGAAGUACAGAACACCGGGUUGAGCACGGAGAACCACUGUCUCAAAAAGAACAUCUCUGCACUUUUACGAACAGCUAGACAAGAGGUGACACGAAAAGAUGCUGAGAUUCAAAGGCUCAAUCAAUGGUCUGAGAAAGGUCGCCAUCAUCAUCAGUCUCACCUGAACAAUGUGAGGUAUCCAAAUUCCUCCAGUCGUACCUCCACAAAUAGGCCACCUCCUCCACCGUCGCAUAAUCUGCUGCCAGCACCACCUCAUCCUCCUCCACCACCACCACCACCACCACCACCACCACCACCACCAGCCAGUCCUCCUCUCCCUCCUCUUCCAUCCCAACCAACAUCACCUCCCAGGGGGACCAGCCUCCAAAGGGUCCACCUCAACCCCCAAAGGAUCCACCUCAACCCCCAAAGGAUCCACCUCAACCCCCCAGGAAAGCAAGUGAUCGUUUGACCAGAUCUUCUAAAGCUUCGUCUCAUAGUCACUCAAAAAGAGAUGGUGAAAUAGUUGACAAACACACUGAGCCAGACAAACUAAGGUCCAGACACAGAGACGAAAAACAUCAAAGUCAAAAGC